AUGGUAUCCCCCAGAACUGUAACUAUUGUGGCCUUCUCAGUGGCCCUUGAACUCUUCUUUGUUUUCAUGGGGACUAUCAAGUUGACCCCCAGGCUCAGCAAGGAUGCCUACAGUGAGAUGAAAUGUGCUUACAAGAGCUAUGUCAGAGCCCUUCCUCUGUUGAAGAAAAUGAGCAUUAAUUCCAUUCUUCUCCAAAAAAGCAUUGGUGCCCUUGAAGUAACCUGUGGCAUUGUUUUCACCCUUUUUCCUGGACAUCCCAAAGAUGUGGCCAACUUCUGCCUACUUUCACUGGUAUUGGUUGUGCUAUUCUUCCACCAGCUGGUUGGUGAUCCUCUCAAGCACUAUGCCCAUGCUCUGGUGUUUGGAAUUCUACUUACCUGCUGCCUGCUUAUUGCCCAAAAGCCUGAAGAUUGGUCUUCUGAGAAGAAGCCUUUGCCAGGAAAUGCUGAGGAAGGUAAAUGCAAAGUGAAGGUAUCAUAG
Messenger RNA from Octodon degus (degu), 480 nucleotides. Its product is annotated as transmembrane protein 35A-like. Gene Ontology annotation, cellular component: endoplasmic reticulum. The coding region runs from base 1 to 480 and encodes 159 amino acids. The transcript has a single exon. Gene Ontology annotation, molecular function: acetylcholine receptor regulator activity. Lineage: Eukaryota; Metazoa; Chordata; Mammalia; Rodentia; Octodontidae. The record is from RefSeq and is a predicted model, not a curated record. Gene Ontology annotation, biological process: chaperone-mediated protein complex assembly; positive regulation of protein localization to cell surface.